AAAGCCCUGGCCUGCACUAUGAACUUUGAUGGCACCCACACAUUUGGGUGCCCAGCUGGCCGUUGUGUGGUUGUUUGGUUCCUUCACGAAUUGCAGAGCCGGCAGAGGGCGACUGUCUCAAGCCAGCUAGCGCUGACAUCAGGAGGAGUGAGAACGGAUUUCAAGCGGCAUUGCAGCUGAGGCUCUUCCUCGUUCCUCAAGAUGUCUGCCAGUGGGGUGGUUGCGCGCUGCCAGACGCAGUACAGCUGCUGCCAUAGGUCUCAACAAAAUGCACAAUUGCGCAUGCAAUCAGGAUGUCAAGCAACACCGGGUGGUGCGCUGCGCUUCCAGAUCUUAGCGACCAAAGUGCCCAAUUGCUGCAGCUUGCUGCAGGCGAGCGAGCGUAAGGCAGGCAAGAAAGUUAGCCAGCAGAGGUGGGGGAACAGAAUGCUGGGGAGUGCCUGGCAAGCAAGGAGUAGAAACAGGGUGGGAAUUGUACAAAUGGGGAUCAAGGCCGUCGAAAAUUUCAACACCGAUUUUGAGCUUGAUUCUGUGUCAGAGGAGCUUCUCCACAGUCUGCUUCGUUCAGAUGUGUUUGCCGGUCAGGUCGCAACUCAACCAGGGGUCCCUCCUGAUUGCCAAUGGGAGUUUUCUGGGAUGCUCUUCCAACCUGUGCCAUGGAGUGUCAACACAAAGUUUGGGAUGCCACAGGAGUACGAGAAGUACUUGCAGGACAAGGAGAAUUACGUCGUCCUGAACGUGCCUCCGAACUACAUGUUUCAAGCAAAGAUCUUUCGCCCCUCACGACUUUGCGCAAUCUUCCAAAGAAAAGACAGCGGCACAAACGCAACAUAGUCGCUUUUCGUCAACGCACACUGCCUGAUUCCGGGAAACCCUGUUGCAUUAUUGUUCGAGUUAGAGCUUGGGAAACUUGAAAGGACUUCUCAAGUAAGUUGGUGUACGAAAACGGAGAGGGCGAGCGUGACCGUGCCUUGAAAGCUUAUUGAUGUGGACGAUAUUGCUGGGCGAAAAGUAUGUUGGACCGUCACUCAGUUCGUGCAUCCGUCAAAUGGUGGCGGUUGUUAUUUCACUCGAACGAGUGCGCAUUAGGAGAUCUGGUCUCUCGUGCCUUGAUUGGUCUGUCUUAAGGUACAUGACAGAUACACGUGUAUGCCACUUAUUAUAUUCGUUUUGAACCGGACUUAAGCCAGAAUUUUCGGCAGGAAGGUUUGACUAGUUUUAUUGUCAACAUUCAAAGCCACGCUCAACUUCCACACAAUGAAGUGGAAGCUUCUCAAUUAAUUCCUACAACACAAUAAACAAAAUCAUACGUAGUUGGCCAAGCUUCAAAUCGAUUUAGGUCCUCGAUAUAGCUGCCAAGUUGUCAGUGUCUUUUUGCGUGCAUAUGAAUGCAUACAUGUUGGGUUCCCAAGUUCCCAUGAUUAUACCCGGCGAUUUCUU
Klebsormidium nitens is the source of this 1440-nucleotide messenger RNA. The record is from the annotation of a GenBank genome assembly. NCBI's taxonomy places the organism in Eukaryota, Viridiplantae, Streptophyta, Klebsormidiophyceae, Klebsormidiales, Klebsormidiaceae.